ACCAAACGACUCAAAAUGCCCUAAAACGUGCUCCUAGACACUUUCUGUGGGAUCUGCGUUGCUGUACUUUACAAUGGCAACUAUGUGCACUCUCAAAAAUGAUGUGUUAAAUAAUUACACAUUUUUUGUGUUAUCACAAUUUUAACACAAUUUGUGUUAUUUUGUGUUGUUAAUGUGUUAUAUUACUGGAAUAUACUGCCCAACACAAAAUGUGUUAAAUUAUUGGCCAAUCCCUGGUGUCCUGGAUGAGCUGUUACCCUGAGAAGAGAAGUUAUUUUUCUCAGCACUUCAUUUUAUCUUGGCGCGCACUUGAAGAAGUUGGAAGGUGGCACUGGCACACAGUGGAUGUAAAUGUCUGAAUAAAAGGUAAGGUAGACCCAUGUCUUCAGACGUAUUUGUUAUGUUUAUUUUAAAGACUGUUGCAACUUGCAAUAUUGUAAAGGUUAAACGAUAAUAAACUAAAAUAAAGUCCAGCAUCGAUUGUUAGCCAAGUAGCUCUAGCAGCUAGGUUAUUGAUAAGCAAUCGUUAUGCUAGACUAGUCCAUGUUAAGUCAACCCUGACCUUACAUUAACACACUUUGAAAAGCACUGUAGAAACUAAAAUAUUCUAACGUUACGUCAACUCGUAUUACUAUGUGGGUAAAUCCGCAUUUUGGGUAAAGUUUUAGCUAUGGACAGCUAAUGUUAGCAAGCUGACCACAUUGGUAUGUAUUUUAAGAUAGCUAAUUCAGCUAGCGAAUUCGGUGGAAAGCAGCUAGAAUGCUAACGCUAGACGCUAUGAUUGCUAACAUUACAGGCGGGAAACGUUGCUUUGUUCGUGGGAACUGGUAUGACUAUUUUCUAUUUUGUUGCAGCUACAAGGAGACAUGGCGAUGCCGAAAUCGCUUGUUACCAUAUUUCUGGAUGACAAGGAAAUCAGCAAAAAAAUAUUUCAGCUGGAGUCUGUCGAAGAGAUAGUAGAUGACUGCAAAUCGAAUGCAACACUACUCCUUGACAGUGAACUCCUUGAAUGUGACAGAAUUCUCAAAUUCUCCCCUGAAUUUAAUGAAUUCAUUGAUAUAGACUGCCAUGACUUUGUUCAACACAUGGACAAGUUCCAGGUGUUUUUCAAGACACGUGAAGCAUCAAUGUUGACUGAACAGUCGGAUGCAGUUGAAACAAAUCAAAUCAGGGAUCCCAUUGGUGUUGAAACUCUGAGAGCAGUUCUUGUGAGGAAAGGUGCAAGUGUUCUAGCAGAUUAUGAGGCCUCUGGAACACUCUCAGAGUCUUCAAGGAAACUCAUUGUUAAAAUCGCUGUCAGUGAGUUGAUUGAGAGGAAGGGAUUUUAUCCACAAAGUGAAGACAAAUCCAAGUUGGCCAGAUCUAUGGUAGCACUUUUCCCGUCACUCAAAAUCAAGAUGGGAGAGGAGAAUGAGGGAUUUGAACAUUUCUAUGACCCCAUAUCCCACAGUGGAUUCCUUGAGAUCCGACUCCGAAAUCUAAGGAGGAAUCUUCAAGAUGAUCAACGCCGUUAUCAGCGCAAGCGUGUCAAGUCCACUGAUAACCCUAGAGCGUCCAUUAGGGUGGAAAUGCCUGCAGAAGGGGAUGAUUCAGUCAACGAAUGGAUGACGGUUAUAAAAAGAAUGAGACCGUGUCAGGAAAACCUCAGCACCAUCAAAGAAGCCAUGGACAAAACCUAUGCUAGCCGAAGGUUGUGGAUUGCUGCUAGACAUCCAACGUUGGAGGAAUUUUUUGCAGAGUUUCCACGCUUUGUGGACAUGCCAUACAUGUUUGACACAGAAUUUGGAAAGAUGUUUCCUGGAAAAGAUGACAUGUUCAUCCGAAAAUGGGAGGGAACCAUCAUCCCAAAGAUACUAAAAAUGUCCACAAGUGAACCUGCAGCUGCCUUGACACCAGUUCCUGAGGAUGAUGGUUGGAGGAAUUAUCUCUGUUAAGCUUUUGUGCUACAGUGAAUGAAUGCUUUUGAUUUUAACAAGAAAGUAAGAGUUUACUAAAUUGUGUUUGUUUUUAUAGUUUCAUGUUACAGAGCUCUUCAUAAGCUUGUCCAUCUGCUGCCCCCCACUGCAUCAGGCAGGGGCAAAGGGAACACCAAAUGCAGUGUGAAGUCAGCUUUGGGCUACCUUUUGGAUAUAAAGCCGGUAGGCCCCUCAUAUAGUAAAUGUUUAUUUUGUGUGCUUACAGUACGGAACGCCUAUAUUGUAUGUUUUGUGUAUGUUUUAUGGUGCAAUGUUAUAUCUGGUAUAAUGUAAAAUGAGUAUUGUCAAUUUGUAAAUGGCUUGAAACCCUGCAUAUGUCUAAUGACUUGUUUAUGUUCUUGUUCUUUCUUUAAAAUAACAGACUGGAACCAGCAUUUCCAGUGUGCUGAACAAUCCUCCUGAUAGACCAGUAGAACAUCGCCAGCCCCACUUGGUGUGCAUU
Molecule: messenger RNA, 2418 nt
Organism: Gadus chalcogrammus (walleye pollock)
Lineage: Eukaryota; Metazoa; Chordata; Actinopteri; Gadiformes; Gadidae
Exons: 6
Coding region: 867-1934 (355 amino acids)
Source: RefSeq, a predicted model, not a curated record